GCAAUCUGCUCUACUGAGUGCUCUGCUUUCCACAUAUCACUGGCCCCUUCAUCCUAAAGUUUAUUUUCACAAUGUAAAGAGGAAGUAAAAAAAUACAGUCUAGAAAAUACAGAGAAAGCAGAAGUGGAAACCCAGGGAGCAGUUGUAUGUGGCACGGAGGAGGCAGAACAACACUGAGAAGGAACCAGUCAACUGGGCAGAAAGACAUUCCAAUCCAUUGGCACAAGAUGGACAGAGGAAACCGCCAGCGCCAUCUUGAUGAUCAGUAUAAUAUGUAUGAAAACAUGCAAGUCAAUAAUCCUACAAUAACGAAGAUAGAGAUUUAUGAAGAAGCAAAAGAAAAUCUUUCAGCAAAAUUUCUGAAGGCAAGCGAAAUGUUGAGGACUCAGAGGAGACUCCUGAUGGUUCUGGUGGCCCUGCUGAUACUUGUAUUUAUAUUCCUGAUAAUCGUCACAAGCCUGGUGUUCACAUACUAUUCUCUUGUUUCCACCCAACUGAAGCAGGCAGAUGAUGAGAAAUCAAUCCUCGUAGCCCAGAUUGAAAGCAUGAACAGGACUUUAGAUGAUGAGAAAUCGAUCCUUCUAGCUCAGAUCGAAAGCAUGAACAGGACUUUAGGGGAGCAGAAGAACGACCUGACAUUUGAGAUCAAAGAAGUCAAAAAGUGUAUCGGGGAGCAGAAGAACGACCUGACAUUUGAGAUCAAAGAAGUCAAAAAGUGUAUCGGUAUACUGAGAAGAGAAAGUCGCUAUACGUUUUGGGAUCUUGAAUACAGGAACUGUCUGUCAGCCAGCUAAUUCAAAUAUCACCACCAUUUACUGUCUUAAUAAGUGCUGUCUCAUGAUGUUGUAGGACUCACCAGUUGGGCAAGACAUGUCUCCCAUUGCACGCCAAUGAGUGGAAUUUUAUUGGCCAUAAGGACAUUUGUCUCAGCUGAAAACAUCUUAUUUGGACACAUCAUGAAUAUGUGGCCCUAUGUUAUUCUGUAUUGUAAAUACAUUUAAAAAAUCA
This is a messenger RNA of Xenopus laevis (African clawed frog), 1008 nucleotides long. RefSeq lists its product as uncharacterized. The record is from RefSeq and is a predicted model, not a curated record. The transcript is spliced from 9 exons. NCBI's taxonomy places the organism in Eukaryota, Metazoa, Chordata, Amphibia, Anura, Pipidae. Bases 147 to 794 code for a protein of 215 amino acids.